CUCAGAUAAAACAUUUGAAAUAAAUACCCUUUUUUCUUUUUCUUUUUUUCUUAUUCAUAUUUGAAAUGAGACCUGAUGAACAUAAAGCAAAAGAUUCUCGUCGAUAUCAACAGAAAAAAAAAUUUGAAGGCGAUACAACUGCAGCAGAAAUAGCAGAAGCACGUAGAAGAGCAGCAAGAGCACGUGAUAAAGGUGUUGGUAUGUCCGCCAUUCGUAGACGCAAUGGUGAACUUCAAGAAUCAGAGCAAGACAUUGAACAAAGAAAGCUGUUGCAAGCUAAAUUUUCAAGAAGAAAAAUUACUUCAAACGCAGAUAGAUAUAAAGAAGAAACAGAACAAGAGGCUAGGGAAAGAGAUGCUGAAUUAGGCAUUGAUCGUGAAACAACCGAUUUAGUUUCUAUGCUUGAGAAUACAGAGGAAGGAAAUUCAACAUUUUUCAAGUUUAAAGAUGAACAAACUUUUACUAAUGAUAGUGUGUUAAGUUCAAAUGGAGCUAUGAAUAGUAAAAAUAUGUUUCAACUAGAUUUCAACACCUUUGAAGAUACACUUCAAGCGUACGACACAAAAUUAUUAUUAGGAUUAGAUAAGGAAGAUGAAGAAUUGGCUCAAAGUGCGUUAAAUGAGCAUCCUACUGUACUGGAUAAGCCUAUUGUACCAGCAUUUGCCAAAAAUGCAAAUGGAUAUGUAUUAUUUAAAUCACAGCAGACAACAAAGUCAUCAGAAUCAGGAGAGGGCAUAUAUUUACGAAAUGAUGGAUCAAAUCAUCGUGUACUGUCUAAACAGGAAAUAAAAAAGAUAUUUGAUGAACCAUCAGUAAAAGAGAAAGACGAUGAUUUGGAUGAAUUAUUAGCCUUAGAUCAAAAGCCCUCUACGCCAUUACCAACGUUACCUAAACCAGGAGUCAUAAAGAAGAAUCCAAUUGCUAAAAAUGAAGAUAAAGAAGUGAUAGUAGAUGAUGAAGCAUGGCUAGAUGAUAUUUUGAAUUAAAUAAAGAGAAUACUUUUUAUUGAUGUAUACAGCAUUCACCACCUAUAUUUGUAAAUUUAUUCCGCAAUAGACAGAAAUACCUCACUCAACCUGAUAAUCUUAAAAAGAAUGUUCGCAUACUGAUCUCAUGUAGAACUUUAAGUCUUUGUAAUCGUAUUUCUAUCUAACUCUUGCUUGUCGUCUU
Cokeromyces recurvatus is the source of this 1170-nucleotide messenger RNA. RefSeq lists its product as uncharacterized. Bases 66 to 986 code for a protein of 306 amino acids. The transcript has 6 exons. NCBI's taxonomy places the organism in Eukaryota, Fungi, Mucoromycota, Mucoromycetes, Mucorales, Mucoraceae. The record is from RefSeq and is a predicted model, not a curated record.